UUGCGUUGAUUCACAUUGCGGUUGAGGUGGGGUAAACCAAUCAACAUUUUCAAAUUAUAUGUAUGAAAUUUGCUCACACCAACAACUUGUUUCCGUAAAGCGUUAAUUCUCCUUUCGUUUUUGUUUUUCUUUCUUCUCUCGGUUACACAAUGAUUUAUUCAGCAUCGAAUUUCGAUAUCAUCUUCCACUUGUCUUACCACAUAUGCUCUGUAUACGUGUGAAGAUUGUUUUAUGAAUCUUCUUUUUUGGCCAUUCUGUUCGUCACCUGAUGUUUUAGAUAUUUUGUUGAUAGAAUUUAACAUUGAUUCACUCAAUAGCUCAGUGUCUACCGGGAUGAAAAGUGCUGUGUGAGCUAAAUAAAAUUCUGAACGAUAUUUUUCUGCAACAAAAGACGUAUAAAAAUGUCAGUAAAAUCAAUGACCAGUGCGGUAUUCUUGCUAAUACUGUGUAUCAUUUCACAAACGCGAUGUGAUCUAUCACGAGUUUACUUGCCAACGGCCGAAUUCCAUCAACCAGAAAAAAACUAUUUGAGUAGUUAUCAGCCAGCUGAACCGCCGACUCUGUCACCGUUCAAAUUUGAUUUUGUGAAACCACAACCAGUGUCUGUACCACAAAAUCCGUUUUUGAAUCAGUUUACAACAACUCAAUUCAAACAACAAGAUUCGUUCCCUGCACCUUUCGAGCCUGUAAAAUUGCCCGAAUUCACAACAUUUAAACCAUUUGCAACGACCAGUAAACCAUUGCAAAUCAGCUAUAAUCCUCCUCAUCCAUUCCCUACUCUAAAGCCUUUGGCACCGGUAUAUAAACCUCAGCCACUUCAAUUCAACAAUCAAUUCAUACCUACACAAUCGCCUGCAUUCCCGAACUACAAAGCUCCAUCGUUUCCUACUCUCGCCCCAUUGAAACAACAGCCAAUCUACAAGGCACCAUCGUUCCCCCAACAUGUAUACAAGCAGCCUAUCUACGAAACACCAUCGUUUCCCACUUUCGCCCCGCUGAAACAACAACCAAUCUACAAGGCACCAUCGUACCCUACUCUACCGCCAUUGAAGCCUUUGGCACCAGUGUACAAACCUCAGCCACUAGCUCCACUAUCACCAGUGCCAUCAUUGCCAUUCAAUCCACCAAUUCAACAUGACUUCCCCAUUCAACCAACCCUUACUCCUUUGUCCCCAAAACCCAAUUUUAAUAUACCUCCCCCAGAACAAUUGCCACAAGGGCCAGAAUUGGACAACUACUUGAGUGAUUUAUUCCACGAUUUUGUGAGGCAAUAUAAACGUGAAUAUAUCUCCGAACCAAUUGAGAUGGCCUACCGUUUUGAUGUGUUCAAGGGAAACUUUUUCACAAUGCAAGAGCAUACGAAAUCAGAUCGUUCAUCAGCUGAUUAUUCCAUUACUGAAUUCGCCGAUUUGACUAAUACUGAGUUUGAACGAGUUCUCGGUUGGGACGAAAGUUUAUCGAAUACAACUGGUAUUAUUGAAAACGCUGAUAUUCCAAGUGAUGCACAGGGACGAUCCGCCGGCGGUGUGGAAGGUGAAAUUCCUGAACAUUAUGAUCAACGUGAAGAAAACCUGGUCACACGCGUAAAAAAUCAAGGUGACUGUGCUUGUUGUUGGGCAUUCGUGACAACGGCGGUCAUUGAAGGAUUAUGCGCAAAACGUAUCAAACAGUUGCAAGAGUUCUCGGAACAAUCAUUACUUGAUUGUGAUAAAAGCAAUUAUGGAUGCAAAGGUGGUGUCCCCGAAAAUGCUGUGAAGCACAUCGAAAAACGAGGUGGGCUAGAAUUGGAGACAGUUUAUCCAUACGAAUAUGCACAAUCAACAUGCCGUUUCGAAAAGCGUAAUGUUCGGGUAAAGGUGGAUGAACCAGUCAAAUUCAAGAAGAAUGAUGAAGAAGGAAUGAAAAGAUGGCUAUACACGAAUGGUCCGAUUGCCGUUGCUUUAAACGCCGCUCCAUUGAAAUACUAUAAAGGAGGCGUUCUUAAUCCAACAUCUCAGCUCUGUAGUCCGAAGCAAAUUAACCACGCAGUGACUAUUAUUGGAUAUGGCGUUGAAAAGAAUACAACUGGCGAGAAAUUGCCAUACUGGAUCGUGAAAAACUCGUGGGCAACUGGAUGGGGAGAAAACGGUAAUUUUUUAUUCUUAGUCUUGAUUGAAGAAUAA
Messenger RNA from Sitodiplosis mosellana (orange wheat blossom midge), 2162 nucleotides. RefSeq lists its product as uncharacterized. Bases 402 to 2162 code for a protein of 586 amino acids. Lineage: Eukaryota; Metazoa; Arthropoda; Insecta; Diptera; Cecidomyiidae. Gene Ontology annotation, molecular function: cysteine-type endopeptidase activity. The record is from RefSeq and is a predicted model, not a curated record. Gene Ontology annotation, cellular component: lysosome. The transcript has 7 exons.